Psilocybe cubensis is the source of this 2340-nucleotide messenger RNA. RefSeq lists its product as uncharacterized. Lineage: Eukaryota; Fungi; Basidiomycota; Agaricomycetes; Agaricales; Agrocybaceae. Gene Ontology annotation, biological process: carbohydrate metabolic process. Gene Ontology annotation, molecular function: beta-glucosidase activity. The record is from RefSeq and is a predicted model, not a curated record. Bases 1 to 2340 code for a protein of 779 amino acids. The transcript is spliced from 14 exons.
AUGGUCGACAACGAGCGUCAUAUAGAGCCGCAGAAGGAGAGUGAAGUGAAGAAGCCUCUUAUCCAUCCUUCAAUGAACAGUGGUUAUAAACCUGGGUCCGUACUCUCAUACGCACACGACUGGUCUCCUAAUGGAACUGGAGGAUCGAUUGCGGCCGAAGGACGUCAUUUCUUGGACAUGUACGGUCGUGUUUGUAGCUUGAGGGGUGUUAACUUGUCUGGGACCUGUAAAACUCCAGUGGACCAUGACCAUGAAAACUUCCCCGGAGACCACAAGUCAGUGACAUUCGUUGGGAAACCAUUUCCACUGGAGGACGCGCAAGAACAUCUCUCUCGACUGCGACGCUGGGGGUUAACUUUUGUUCGUUUCCUGGUUACAUGGGAAGCCGUAGAGCACGCAGGACCAGGAAUCUACGACACAGAAUAUCUCACUUACGUUCGGGCUUUGCUGUCCAUGUUUCCAAAAUACGGCCUCUCUGCCUUUGUGUCGAUGCAUCAAGACGUGUGGUCACGGUAUUCUGGGGGCUCAGGGGCGCCGGCGUGGACUCUGGAAACAGUGGGCUUUGAUCUGCAUGCAAUAGAGGAGACAGGUUCUGCUUGGCUGCACGGGCAGCGAGGUGGAGGACAUGUUGAAGCGGAGCGUGGUCUGUGGCCCUGUGGAUACCACAAGCUCACUGCUUCAACGAUGUCGACGUGUUUCUGGGCAGGUGAUAUAUUCGCUCCAAAAUUGCUGGUUAAGGAUAAACAUGGUCAAGAAGUGUCGAUCCAAUUCUUCCUGCAGACAUGUUUUCUUGAUAUGUGGGAGAUGGUGGUUAGGGCAGUGGGCGACUUGGACGGUGUCAUUGGCUUCCAAAUGAUCAAUGAACCUCAUCCAGGCUACGUGAAUGUCGAUUUACACGCUUUCAAUUAUAAUACUGAUCUUCAUCUGUCUCAUAUACCAUCUGCUUUUCAAUCGUUCCAACUAGGCGCAGGAUACCCAACACUAGUACCCACUUAUACCCGUUCAUUCCCUAUGCCCACAAAACUCACUUCCUAUACUACGCUCAACACUGCUAAAGUCAAGGCCUGGCGCCCGGAUGGACCAACAAAAGGGAGAUGCCUAUGGGAGUUCCACGACGUGUGGCGGUGGAAUGAAGUUACUAAUAAGGCUGUUGUCCUACGGGAGAAUUAUUUCCGCAAGCAUCCUGAUACCGGCGCCAAGAUCAACUGGUAUACCGAUAUGUACUACCCCUUCGCCAAUAAAUGGAGUGAAAGGAUUAGAAAGGCGUCGUCUCCUUCGAAGCUCGUUUUUUUGGAACCUCUCCCAAAUGAGUUCUGUCCCAAAUCUUGGACGAAGGAAAACCAACCUGCUAAUAUGGUCUUCGCACCUCAUUGGUACGAUCUCAACGCUCUUUUUGCCAAGGCUUUUGGUGAUUUCACCGUAAAUGUGCAAGGCCUCUCGCGUGGCAUGUUCCCUCUCAAGGCCUUCUAUUGGGGACACUUGGGGGCCCGCGAGAACUUCUCCCUCCAAAUUCGCAAUAUUGUCGAAAACGGAUACAACUCUUUAGGAGAGACUCCUGUUCUGAUAGGGGAAUGUGGUAUCCCUAUGGACAUGAAUAAGAAGGAAGCCUUCGAGACGGAUGACUUCAUCUGGCAGACCAGAAUGAUGGAUGCUAUGAUCACUGCAUUAGAGAAUUCUCUUGUCGGCUUUACAUUAUGGAACUACAACCCUGAUAAUGACGACGAAAGGGGCGAUGACUGGAACGGCGAAAACUUCUCGUGGUUCAGCAGCAAGCGAGCCCUCCCCAAGUCCGUACUGUAUUAUGAACAGGACGCCCCUUCAUUAGACAAUGGAGGCAGAAUACUUCCUGCUGUUGUCCGACCUUACCCAGCCAAGACAGCAGGAAUUCCUCUCCGCUUCCGGUACGAGAUGAACACAGGAACGUUCGUCUACGAGUGGAUGAACCCCGAAGCCAUUGUCUCAGGCAGUGAUGAUAACUCGAGCCCAAAGUCUGGGUCGCCCAGCGUGUUCGAUCCACCACGCACACUGCGCCGCCCCCUCAUCUCUAGAGAGACUGAAAUCUUCCUUCCAUCGAUGCUCGCACAUUCAAGGAGGGUUAUUGUUGAAGGUAUCAAGGACCAAGCGGACGAGUAUCAGUAUGACGAGAAGCGGCAAACGUUGUUCGUCGUCAUGUCCGAUACAACACCUGGGGUCAAACAUCGCAUCAGAGUGUCAUUUGACCCCCCACCUAAACCAGCCUUCAUUGUCAAUGACUUAUGGAGCGAUUUUGGUUCUCACAUUCUUUCUGGUUUAGUCGUUCUUUUGGCACUUACGGGGUACUGGUUGUUAAGUAGUAUUUAA